Messenger RNA from Phytophthora nicotianae INRA-310, 528 nucleotides. RefSeq lists its product as hypothetical. The coding region runs from base 36 to 434 and encodes 132 amino acids. Lineage: Eukaryota; Oomycota; Peronosporomycetes; Peronosporales; Peronosporaceae. The transcript is spliced from 2 exons. The record is from RefSeq and is a predicted model, not a curated record.
GUGUAAAGUCUCAGUACAGUCUCAAAACUGUGGCCAUGGUGUUCGCUCGACGCCUCCAGCAGCUUCGGACGCUGCCCAGAGAGCUUAAAACCAAUGCAGGGUCCAUUAUAAACCUCUCAAUUGCUCGCAAUAUGUCCGACAAAAAUGAUGCUGAAGAUUGGAGCAAUCUUAGCGCCGUUCUUAAGGAACUUCGCAAUAUAUCGCGGGAAAACGGACUGGAGGGCGACAUGCCGGACACGAAGUUACUAAAAGAGUUGGGCUACGGAUCGUUAGUCAUGGCUAUUCGCAAGAAACAUGGAGGAGUUGUGGAAGUCGCAGCGAAAAUGGGUACACGCAAGGACGAACAGGUUGUCGACGUGCACAAGAAAGUGAGUGCACGAGCUAAGCGCCGCCAGAAGCGUCAGGAGCGACUCAACAAGCACGACUUUUAUUGAAUACAGUAGCAUCAAAGCACUCGAUAAAAUUUUACAUGAAGCCAUGCCUACUCACUUACGAUCCACGAGCUGCUGUGGUUUGUUUUACUCUGAA